Messenger RNA from Suillus plorans, 1345 nucleotides. RefSeq lists its product as uncharacterized. The transcript is spliced from 6 exons. NCBI's taxonomy places the organism in Eukaryota, Fungi, Basidiomycota, Agaricomycetes, Boletales, Suillaceae. The annotation marks the transcript as partial. The record is from RefSeq and is a predicted model, not a curated record.
AUGGGUUCUUUACUCCAAGCUACCUACUGUGAUAUGCCUCGGACAAAGAUAAUCACCGGUGAUCAGCCUCGGUUGAACGACCAAGAGACAACCACACUGCAGUCCCAUGUUGAGGACUGGGAGAAGGCAAGUGGAACUGAGCAACGACAGAUUUUCAAAGUGGCCGCCAGAGAGGCAAAACUUUUCGCUCCAAAGAUGGACAAAGAGCUCUUGAAGCAACGAAAAGAGAGAUACAGGCAGUGGUUCUACAAUCACAAGAAACCCAAGGUUAAUGCCAAAGUGCCAAUGAAGCUGCAAAAGAAAUGGACAGCCCGCCGAGUCAUCGAAGAGGAGCGGAAGGCCGACAUUCUUCAGCAAAUACAUGAAGAAAUCGAGGAGGAGACUGGGCAGAAGCCUGAGCAGAAAGAAGUCCUCAGAAGAUAUCAACCUACCAUGACGGCAAUCAUGAAAGGGCUCAACGAUGAUGAGUUGGAGGAAGCCCGGGCAAAGGCCGACCAGUGGACAAAUCAAGCGCCUGACCCUGUAGUCCAGGCCAAGACAGCUAAGAAGAAGGGCAAAAAAAUGAUCAAGCACUUCGCCAAAGAGAUGUUUACUCAGGCCGGUAUGAGACUCUUUGUAUUGGGAUCCUGGAAAGACAAGAAGGGCGCCCUGCUUACAUCUGGGCAAGUUGAUAUGCUCGGUCGGUUUGACUUCAAUGAACACCUCGGAAGAGGAUCCAGCUUCAUGAAAUGCAAGGACUGGCAGGUCAUCUUACCGGCAUGGGAAGAUUUUAUCGGUGAUGAAUUCGACCAGGAUCAAGACCAGGACGGCACACUGUUGGGAGGCACUCGCCGAGUCCCCAAGCCUCAUUACGAGUUCGACCUGGACCGUAUGGAUUUGCCGAUAUUGCCUGAUAUUAAGGGUGUCUCGCUUGAAGUCAAGAAGGCAAUGAUUCGGUCAUUCCUCACCAUUCAUUACAGAAUAUGUUGCGGAAAACGGAAGGUCCCAGUGCCAUGGAGUGACAUAAUGAAGGGGCAGUCACGGUUCAUCUCCAGCACAUACCUGCCAAAUGAUAUCAAGAUCACAGACCCAUCCAAAAUGCAACGGAAUGAAGCCAAUGCCUUGUUGGAAUGUUGGUUGGACCGACAAGACCACCAGGUUGGACUAACGUUAAAGUUCAAAGCGUGGAUUGACGACAAGGGCAAGAUGCAUUCACCGGUCGGCGAAGGGUCUGAUGGGUCUGAUGGUGAUGCUCAUGAUGAGGGCUUAUGGCCCAGGCCAACUGCAAAGUCAUCGGCCACCGCUGCACUCUCAUCGGCCAGACUUCCAAAAAGGCCGCCGAGGUUCAUCAAACAGGCUCAUAUCG